This is a messenger RNA of Macrosteles quadrilineatus (aster leafhopper), 730 nucleotides long. RefSeq lists its product as uncharacterized. Bases 23 to 625 code for a protein of 200 amino acids. The transcript is spliced from 2 exons. NCBI's taxonomy places the organism in Eukaryota, Metazoa, Arthropoda, Insecta, Hemiptera, Cicadellidae. The record is from RefSeq and is a predicted model, not a curated record.
UAAUUAUUUAGAAGAGCAAUGUAUGGAUCCCCCUUUGCCGAUUGUUUUGUACACAGAUGGCUGUACUAAUCAAAACAGAAACCAGUUCUUGGCUAAUGCCCUACUUCAUUUUUCGAAGCAGAAUAACGUUGAAGUUACUCAAAAAUUUUUAAUAAAGGGCCAUACACAAAUGGAGGGGGACUCUGUCCAUGCUUUGAUAGAACGAAAAUUAAAAAACAAGGAAGUCUACUCGCCUUACGAGUUGGUGAAGUACACAAAAGAAGCACGCGAAAAGCCUUUUCCAUAUGAAGCAAAAUAUUUGUAUAACGAUUUUUUCAAAGACUUUUCAAAAAUCAGCUACUACGACUCUAUACGCCCUGGAAGAAAAACAGGUGAUCCAGUUGUCACUGACAUACAUGUACUUAAGUACAAACCUGAGGGGAAAAUCAUGUACAAAAUGAAUUAUGAUGAUGCCUAUAAAGAUUUGCCGAGACGACCCCAGAACGUGGACCCUAGCUCUAAACCAGGAGCCCUGUACAAAGGCAGACUUUCCAUAACAGAAAAAAAGUACAAGCAUCUGCAAGAAUUAAAGGCUGUCAUCCCCAGAGAAUAUCAUAGUUUUUAUGAGAAUUUACCCUACAAAUAGAAACUCUCACUCAAACAGAAAAGUUAAUGAGAGAUCAGAGACGUUUUAGUGUUGUUAGCUAUUUAAACCUAUUUUACAAACUUUGUUGUGUGUAGUGAACUUGAU